Messenger RNA from Thunnus maccoyii (southern bluefin tuna), 3321 nucleotides. RefSeq names its product ceramide kinase-like. Gene Ontology annotation, molecular function: kinase activity. The coding region runs from base 220 to 1887 and encodes 555 amino acids. The transcript has 13 exons. Lineage: Eukaryota; Metazoa; Chordata; Actinopteri; Scombriformes; Scombridae. The record is from RefSeq and is a predicted model, not a curated record.
GCACUAAGCCCCUCCUACUUCCGGUGAGAAACCGCUAUCUGUCAGAAAAAACAUCCCGAGUUAAAAUCCGCUGCUCGGACUCACAUUUACCGACACCGCGUCUGUAAUCCUCCUCUCCGGACAAACUGAGAAAACAUGCCCGGACAAAGGUAACCGUCCCCCCCCCGGGCUGCUGCCGCCGCCUCCUCCGCCGGCUGAAGGACGCAGCGGAGCGGACAGAUGGAGAGGCCGAGCAGGCUGCUGCUGCUGUCCGAGCUCCGCGUCAGAAACGCCGCGUACGAAGUGAGCCUGAGCCGGUCCCUGCUCACCUGGAAGAGACGGGUCUCCAGCCCGGUGUACCACCCGUUCAGACCCAGUGUGUGUCAGAGUGUGUUGGUGUCAGAGAUCAUCUCCGUCAAGGAGGAAGAGGAGGAGAACAGCAGCAAACAAAAAGACGAUGGCAGCUGGAGGAAGAUCAAAGAGAGAGAAGGAAAGGACUGCAGGCGGGCCUUCACAGUGUUGUAUGUGCAGAGGUCUCGGCAGUACCGCUGGCGGUGUGCUGAGGUCACCUUCACAUGUCCAGAGGAGGCGUUGUGUCAUCACUGGGUCAGCAGCAUCAGAGAGCAGCUCACCACGAUCGCCAGCAGACCCAAACACCUGCUGGUCUACAUCAACCCGUACGGCGGUAAGCGACGAGGCAAACACAUCUACGAGCAGAAGGUCGCCCCGCUGUUUGCCCAGGCCGGCGUCUCCACACACGUCAUCGUGACAGAGUACGCCAAUCAUGCGAGGGAUCACCUGAGGGCGGAAGUAGAGCUGAAGAAGUUUGAUGGUGUGGUGUGUGUCGGAGGGGACGGCAUGUUCAGUGAGAUCAUUCACGGGCUGAUCUGGAGGACACAGAUGGACGGCGGCAUCGAUCCAAACUGUCUGGAUGAAACACUACUGCCCUGCUCGCUCCGCAUCGGGAUUAUUCCUGCAGGUUCAACAGACUGUAUUUGCUUCGCCACUGUGGGCACCAAUGACCCCGUGACCUCUGCACUGCACAUCAUAGUGGGAGACUCUCAGCCGAUGGACGUGUGCUCGGUUCACCACAACAACACAUUACUGCGAUACUCCGUCUCCCUGCUAGGAUACGGUUUCUACGGCGACGUGCUGACAGACAGUGAGAGGAAGAGAUGGAUGGGACCGGCCAGAUACGACCUUUCAGGUCUGAAGAUGUUCCUGACUCAUCAUUACUAUGAAGGAACAGUGUCCUACCUGCCAGCCAGAGACAUCAUGGGAACGCCACGGGACGCCGCCAGGUGUCGAUCCGGCUGCGUGGUCUGUCAGCACAGCGGGCAGCUACUGUCAGAGCGAGCUGAGAGGUACGAGACGGAUGAAGUGUCAGAGAGCGAGAGUGACGGAGAGUGGAGGACGGUCCGAGGGAAGUUCCUGGCUAUAAACGCUGCCAGUAUGAGCUGUGCUUGUCCUCGCAGCCCCAAAGGCCUCUCACCUGCCGCUCACCUGGCCGACGGCACCACUGACCUCAUCCUGGUUCGAAAAUGUUCCCGGUUUGAUUUCCUCAGACACCUCCUCCGACACACCAGCAAAGAUGACCAGUUCGACCUGACGUUUGUCGAGGUCCACCGCGUGCGGCGUUUCCGCUUCACACCGCGCCACUGCCAGAGCGACUCGGACCUGGAGCUGGACCUGCACGAGAACGGCAAACGCCAGAUCUUCAGCCAGAUCUGCCGAGACCACCCGGCCUGCAGCUGCACUCCCGCCUACAGCAGCUGGAACUGCGACGGCGAGAUCCUGACCCACACGGCCAUCGACGUCAGAGCGCACUGCCAGUUGAUCAAGCUGUUUGCACGAGGGAUUGAAGAACCAACAGUGUUUGAGGAUCUCACCAACCCCUGUGCAAUAUAGACCCCCAUAAUUCCCUGUCAGACACUGGAGUCACGUCUCAUGUCUGUUUGCAGCCGCCAUCACGUGACGCUCAUUACAUCUUUCACCAGACUUGACAGCAUCUGCCAAGUCGGCAACGAGUUGCUCUCAUCUACUCAACAAUCUUCAGCAGUACUUUCUGGGUCUGAAGGUCCACAAUGAUUUCCUCACAGACAGGAAGUGAUUUGUUGUUUCCUUUAAGGCUGCUACCAAUGAUUGUUUUCAUUAUCAAUGAAUCUGUCGAAUGUUUUCUGGAUUAAUCAAUGAGUUGUUUGGUCCAUAAAAUGUCAGAAAACUGAGAAAAAUGUGGAUCACUGUUACAAAGUCAAAGAUGACGUCAUCAAAUGUCUUUAUUUUGUUCAAAACCCAAAAAUAUUCAGUUUACUGUCAUAGAGAAAUACACAUUUAAGAAGCUGCAAUCAGAGAAUUUGGACAUUUUUAUAUUAAAAAAUGUUUCAAAACGAUAAACCAAUGAUUGAAAUAGUUAGUGAUUCAUCUAAUAGUUGACAACUGAUCAAUUAGUUGACCAAUCAUUGCAGCUCUACUAGAUUCAUUUGUAUUUGUUAUUUUUCCACAUUCUUCAUUAGUGCUCCAGUCUGGUAAACGUCUCAAGACGUUUUCUGUCUGUUAUCUCAGACUUUUGUUUUGUCUUGGAGCAGAUGAGAAAUAAUUACAGAAAUAUAUUUGCACUUUCUAAAUGGUUUUAAUUAUUUUUGCUAAUCAAAAAUGCAUCCUUUAGGAAUGAUCUGUUACAUGUUUUAAAGAUGCCAGACAUUGUCGGGGUCAUGUGAUCAUAAGAGAUCAGCGGUUCAUUCAUUUUCAUGAAAAGUAGGACGUAAAUCUGCGGCAUGUGGUCAGUACUUGUAGGGAAAACGAUGCUGACAGGAGACGUAUUUUCUACUGUUGAUGAACUCGCCGCCUUUGUUCUGCAGCUACGUGAAGGUUCUGCUUCUCAAACUGGUCCAUCACGAUCGUCUCCCGUCCUCCCAUCUUUCUGUGUUGUUUCUCAGGAAGACCUGAGCUUAAUCGUAGCUUUGAAAUUGUAUUUUAACAUAUUUUAAUUCCCAGCAAUUUAAAAAAAAAAAAAAAAAAAGGACAAUGAAAAAUCUUUUAAUUUUAGUAAAGGACAGUUUGUGUCAGUCAAGCUGGUCGUGGCUGCGUAAGCUGAACAGCAAACACACGAUGAAUGUUUUUAAUCUUCCAUUUCUGCUCGAUAUGCAAAUCAUCUGAAGAUCUACUGCUUUAACAUUAAUGUUUCACACAGACUGUGAUGACAUCCAGUCUUUAAAAUGAGUUGUAGCUGUAACUUACUCUGAGUGUGACGUUUAGUUUCAUUUUGUUUUGUAAAAGCCUCAAAAUAAUCAUCUGAACCUUCAACCAAUCAAAGACCAUUCAGACAACAUGAAUACAUUUAUG